AUGUUUGGAACAGUUUCAAAAGAGAUGGAAGUGCAAGUUUCAGCCACGGAAGCAUGGGAGCUCUACGGAACGCUUCUGCUGUCGAAGCUCGCUGAAAAAGAGCUCCCUAAUGACAUUCAAAAAAUUGACAUUAUACAAGGUGAUGGAGGUGAAGGCACAAUUCUCAAACUGACAUUUCCACCAGGGACGAUUUCUUCUUACAAGGAAAAGUUUACAAAGGUCGACAAUGAGAAAAGAGUGAAAGAAGCGGAGUUGAUUGAAGGAGCAUAUCUUGAUUUUGGAUUUACUCUUUAUAGGGUUCGCUUUGAAGUCAUAGAGAAAAAUGAGAAUUCAUGCAUAACCAGGUCCACAAUUGAGUAUGAAGUGAAGGAAGAGGCUGUUGCUAAUGCCUCCAUGGUUACUAUCGAGCUACUGCUGAAAACUAUGGUAGUCGCAGCCAAUUAUCUCACCAAAAACAAAAAGUAA
This is a messenger RNA of Cornus florida, 465 nucleotides long. RefSeq names its product norbelladine synthase-like. Gene Ontology annotation, molecular function: protein phosphatase inhibitor activity; abscisic acid binding; signaling receptor activity. The transcript is spliced from 2 exons. NCBI's taxonomy places the organism in Eukaryota, Viridiplantae, Streptophyta, Magnoliopsida, Cornales, Cornaceae. The record is from RefSeq and is a predicted model, not a curated record. Bases 1 to 465 code for a protein of 154 amino acids. Gene Ontology annotation, biological process: abscisic acid-activated signaling pathway; defense response. Gene Ontology annotation, cellular component: cytoplasm; nucleus.